Messenger RNA from Ruditapes philippinarum (Manila clam), 614 nucleotides. RefSeq names its product zinc finger HIT domain-containing protein 3-like. Bases 176 to 607 code for a protein of 143 amino acids. Gene Ontology annotation, molecular function: protein binding. Lineage: Eukaryota; Metazoa; Mollusca; Bivalvia; Venerida; Veneridae. The transcript has 6 exons. The record is from RefSeq and is a predicted model, not a curated record. Gene Ontology annotation, biological process: box C/D snoRNP assembly; maturation of LSU-rRNA from tricistronic rRNA transcript (SSU-rRNA, 5.8S rRNA, LSU-rRNA); snoRNA localization. Gene Ontology annotation, cellular component: pre-snoRNP complex; nucleus.
GUAUGUCUCUGGAUUGGAAAAGACAAUUUAUUAUUUAUUAAUAAAGUACGAAAUGUUUUGCGCGAAAAUAUUGAGUACGAAUUGAAAUUGUUCGUGUCUGCGGGUGGCGGUUUCAGUUUAGCAAAGAAAAGACAUAAACACUUUAUUCAGUGGAUACCUGUAAGGAACUGGUGAAAUGAUCAAGAAAGCUGUUUGUGAGAUAUGUAAAGAGGUGGAACAUAAAUACAGAUGUCCUCAGUGCAAGAUUGUAUAUUGUUCGUUACCAUGUUAUAAGACACACAAAGAGGGUUGUAAUAAAAAGGAGGUGAAAGAAGAACAAACUAAAAUUGAAGAUUUAACAGAAACCUCUGAAACAUUGGUUCCAGAGUUUAUGUUAGAUGAUGAUCAGUCAGAAGAUAGAGUCAGUAUAGAACAAUUACAAUGUCUAGAAAACUCAGAAAAGUUAAAAGAUAUGUUAAGCAAUCCACAUCUGCGUCAACUGAUGACAUCACUAGUGCAUUCUGGGAAUGCUGGUACUCAGCUUGAGAAGGCUAUGCAGGAACCAAUCUUUACCGAAUUUGCUGAUACUUGUUUAAAUAUAAUAGAUAAUAAAACCAACUCAACUUGAAAUGAAA